AUGGCUGAGCAAUUGAGAUUCGACGGCCAGGUUGUUGUCGUCACCGGCGCUGGCGGUGGUCUCGGCAAGGCCUACGCUCUUUUCUUCGCUUCGCGCGGCGCGAGCGUCGUUGUCAACGACUUGGGAGGUUCGUUCCAGGGCGAGGGUAACUCUUCGAAGGCUGCCGAUGUUGUGGUCGACGAGAUUAAGAAGGCGGGCGGCAAGGCUGCUGCCAACUACAACAGCGUCGAGGAUGGCGACAAGAUCAUCGAGACUGCCAUCCAGGCCUUUGGCCGCGUUGAUGUCGUCAUCAACAAUGCUGGUAUCCUGCGGGAUAUCAGCUUCAAGAACAUGACCGACCAGGACUGGGACCUCAUUAUGAAGGUUCAUGUCAAGGGUGCUUACAAGGUUGCCCGCGCUGCUUGGCCGCACUUUAGAAAACAAAAGUAUGGCCGUGUCAUCAACACUGCCUCUGCGGCUGGUCUGUUCGGCAACUUCGGUCAGACCAACUACUCGGCUGCCAAGUUGGCCAUGGUUGGUUUCACCGAGACUCUGGCUAAGGAGGGUGCCAAGUACAACAUUAUGUGCAACGUCAUUGCUCCUAUUGCCGCCAGCCGAAUGACCUCCACUGUCAUGCCCCCCGAUGUCCUCGAGCAGCUCAAGCCCGAGUGGGUGGUUCCCCUGGUCGCUGUCCUCGUCCACUCCGGCAACAAGAGUGAGAACGGCGGCAUUUUCGAAGUUGGCGGUGGUCACGUUGCCAAGCUCCGCUGGGAGCGAUCCAACGGUCUGCUCCUCAAGGCCGACGACUCCUACACCCCAAGCGCUAUCCUGAAGAAGUGGGAUCAGGUUGUCGACUUCUCCAACAAGCCGCAGUACCCUUCUGGUCCCAAUGACUUCUUGACUCUGCUCGAGGACUCCAUGAAGAUGGGACCCAGCGAGCAGGGCGGUAAGGUCGACUUCACCGGCAAGGUUGCCCUCGUCACUGGUGGUGGUGCAGGUAUCGGCCGCGCUUACUGCUUGGCCUUUGCCAAGUACGGCGCCACUGUCGUUGUCAACGACCUCAUGAACCCCGAUGAUGUCGUCAACGAGAUCAAGAAGGCUGGCGGCAAGGCCGUUGGUGUCAAGGCUUCUGCCGAGGAUGGCGAUGCAUGUGUCAAGGCUGCCAUUGACAACUACGGCCGCAUUGAUAUCGUUGUCAACAAUGCCGGUAUCCUCCGUGACAAGGCCUUUGCCAACAUGGACGACAACCUCUGGGACCCCGUCUUCAAUGUGCACCUCCGCGGCACCUACAAGGUCACCAAGGCUGCCUGGCCUUACUUCCUCAAGCAAAAGUACGGCCGUGUCAUCAACACCACCUCCACCAGCGGUGUCUACGGCAACUUUGGCCAGGCCAACUACGCUGCUGCUAAAUGCGGUAUCCUCGGAUUCUCCCGAGCCCUCGCCAUUGAAGGCCAAAAGUACAACAUCUUUGUCAACACUAUCGCCCCCAACGCCGGCACCGCCAUGACCGCCACCGUCAUGCCUCCCGAGAUGGUCCAGGCCUUCAAGCCCGACUACAUUGCGCCUCUGAUCCUCGCUCUCUGCGGCGACAACUGCCCCGACCCCACCGGCGGACUGUACGAAGUCGGCAGCGGCUGGUGCGGCAAGACUCGCUGGCAGCGAACCGGCGGCCACGGAUUCCCCGUCAACGUGACCCUCGUGCCUGAGGAGGUUGUCAAGCACUGGAAGGACAUUGUCAACUUUGACGAUGACCGCGUGGAUAACCCUGAGAAGGCCCAGGAUUCUAUGAUGAAGAUUAUGGGCAACAUGGGCAACGUUGCUGAGAAGGCCGACACCACCGCCAGCAACGAGUACCUCGAUGCCAUCAAGGCCGUCAUCGGCAAGGAAGGUCCCGCCGUUGAAUUCAAAUUCGAAGAGCGCGACUCAAUCCUCUACAACCUCGGUCUCGGUGCCAAGCACAACGAGCUGAAAUACGUCUUUGAGGGCGCCGAGGACUUCCAAGUCCUUCCCACCUUUGGCGUCAUCCCCAUCUUCAGCGCCGACAUGCCCUUCGACUUUGGCAACCUCAUCCCCAACUUCUCGCCCAUGAUGCUCCUCCACGGCGAGCAGUACCUCGAGAUCCGCAAGUUCCCGCUCCCCACGAGCGGGACCCUCGAAUCGCGCGGCAAGCUCGUCGAGGUGGUGGACAAGGGCAACGCCGCUGUCGUGAAGACGGCCCUCACGACCGUCAACAAAGAGACCGGCGAGGACGUCUUCUACAGCGAGAUGACGGCCUUUGUGCGCGGCAGCGGCGGCUUCGACGGCCCCAAGAAGGGUCAGGAUAGGGGUGCUGCUACGGCUGCGAAUGCGCCUCCCAAGAGGGCUCCUGAUACGGUUGUCGAGUCGAAGACGGAUGAGAACCAGGCUGCUAUUUAUCGUCUGAGCGGCGACUACAACCCACUGCAUAUUGACCCCUCGUUCGCCAAGAUGGGCGGCUUUAAGCGUCCUAUCCUUCAUGGUCUUUGCUCGUUUGGCGUUGCUGGUAAAGCUAUCUACGAGGCUUUCGGACCGUUUAAGAACAUCAAGGUGCGGUUUGCGGGCACCGUGGACCCCGGCCAGACUCUUGUGACGGAGAUGUGGCGCGAGGGCAACAAGGUCGUUUUCCAGACGAAGAUUAAGGAGACUGGGAAGAUGGCUAUCGGCGGUGCUGCGGUUGAGUUGCUUGAGGGGGGGAAUAGCAAGAUUUAG
This is a messenger RNA of Pochonia chlamydosporia 170, 2706 nucleotides long. Its product is annotated as acetoacetyl-CoA reductase. Gene Ontology annotation, molecular function: oxidoreductase activity. The transcript has 7 exons. Bases 1 to 2706 code for a protein of 901 amino acids. The record is from RefSeq and is a predicted model, not a curated record. Lineage: Eukaryota; Fungi; Ascomycota; Sordariomycetes; Hypocreales; Clavicipitaceae.